GCCAAGUGAAUGCACAGCCUCACGUGAAUCAGGUCUUGCUGACGCGCGAGGCCUCACAAAUUCUGCUUAUCUAGACUCCAAAACCAUUGAAAACUCAGCUCUCUUGGCAAUCCUCUACUCUCGCUUGCCAGUUACUAACCAAUUCUGGAGUCAUGGGUGGCUCGGACGAAGAGAAGGAGCGCAAGAGGGAUAUAGUGGGAGACUUCCUGAAAAAGAACUUGAAUAAAGGUGAAAUAGCAUUGAAGCACGCGGUGGGUCUCGGAAGUCAGCCCAAUGUCGUCCCUGUAACUCAGCCUGUUGUCGAUGGGCCACGUCGUCCGGUGGAGGUUGGAUGGCACCCUGUCGGCGGCUUCGCCGGAAAAUGGUUUGCUGAAGAGACUGGGCUGGGAAAGAUGAUCACGGAGAGGAUCAACAAGUAUCCUGAUCCGACGCAGCAUUGGGCUGUUCUCGUUGGUGACUACGCUCAUCAGCUAUGGAUGGAUGAGAACUUUGAUGUGAUCUACACGAAUGCAAAAAUUGAACGAGACGAGUGGCAGACAUUUUCAGUCGGAGAGACGCGCUUCAAUGACGAUGCACUCAGGCGAGCUGGUGAAUCAGUGAUCCAAAGCAUCAGAGAGAGGCAGCCCACUUACAACCUAAUCACGAACAAUUGCCAGACGUACGUCCUUCAGCUCCUCGACGCCAUCAAGGUUGGUGUGAAUAAAGAGUUCGGCACUACCUUGGCUGUCUACGAGAGAGUCUUUGGGCCAGGCAAGAUCAAGGACCUGUUUGAGGGUGAAGAAAAGCCAGAAGAUCAGCAACAGCAGCAGAUUGAGCAAGGAGGGGAACCUGGAGCAGAGCCAGGAACGCAGCCACCGAUGCAUCCAGGCAGAUCGGAUACAGUCAACCUGGCACAGGAUGUCAUGAACCAGAACACCAAUCAACUCGAUACCGAAAGGGAGAUGGAGAGGCAUGAAGAUGAGAAAGAGGACAACGAGAAGAAGAAGGGAUUCUUCUCGCGAUUUAAACGAAGUAAUAGUUAGUUCUGGAUACGCCCUUGAGCGUUAUAGCGUAGUAGAUGAGGUUUAAGAUUUUUAUAUACCACUUGAGAAU
Molecule: messenger RNA, 1092 nt
Organism: Fusarium redolens
Lineage: Eukaryota; Fungi; Ascomycota; Sordariomycetes; Hypocreales; Nectriaceae
Exons: 4
Coding region: 153-1022 (289 amino acids)
Source: RefSeq, a predicted model, not a curated record